AUGUCGACAUCCUGGGGAAGUAAACACGCUCCAGUGUUUGUGCAGCAGAUGUGUUCGUACAUCCCUCCCUGCGCAAGAGAUGAUCAGGAGAACUCGGAGAACGUCACGUACAAGCAGAAAUACUGGAAAGAGAAAGUGGGUUCGCAACCAUUUACAUGCUAUUUUAACCAACACUUGAGGCCAGAUGAUGUGAUGCUGAAGCGCACCCAUGAUGAGACUGUCCUCUUGCACUGCUUCCUCUGGCCUCUGGUUACAUUCCUGGUCGGAGUCCUCAUCGUGGUCCUGACCAUCUGUGCCAAGAGCUUGGCUGUCAGGGCAGAGGCAAUAAAAAAGAAGAAGCAUUU
Molecule: messenger RNA, 344 nt
Organism: Phaethon lepturus (White-tailed tropicbird)
Lineage: Eukaryota; Metazoa; Chordata; Aves; Phaethontiformes; Phaethontidae
Gene: KCNMB4
Product: potassium large conductance calcium-activated channel, subfamily M, beta member 4
Exons: 3
Biological process (GO): detection of calcium ion; potassium ion transport
Cellular component (GO): voltage-gated potassium channel complex; membrane
Molecular function (GO): potassium channel regulator activity; calcium-activated potassium channel activity
Source: RefSeq, a predicted model, not a curated record